This is a messenger RNA of Portunus trituberculatus (swimming crab), 1193 nucleotides long. RefSeq lists its product as uncharacterized. NCBI's taxonomy places the organism in Eukaryota, Metazoa, Arthropoda, Malacostraca, Decapoda, Portunidae. Bases 150 to 1043 code for a protein of 297 amino acids. The record is from RefSeq and is a predicted model, not a curated record. The transcript has 2 exons.
UUUGGCUUCGGUGGGAACGACUCACUCACACACUCAAACACACACCGCUGGACGAGGAAAGCAAGCGUGAGGGAGUACUGUCCGUGUGUUUUCAGCGGUGUUGCUUCAAGAGUCUAUUAGUGUUUUGGUACGUUGUCGGCGAGGGAGCGAUGGCCAGCACGGGACUCACGGCUCCAGUCUGCUUGGUUGUAGCUGUUGUGGUGAUGGCGGCGUGGCGUGGCGGGGCUUCCAACACCACACACGGCACCACAACGCCCCACAACCACACCAACGCCACUCGGGACCUGGCUGACAUGGCGACGAACUUCCGCUACAGUGUGUUAGGCGUCACUCACAAACUACGGGAGGAGGAGGAGAGAAAUAUGCUUGACGGGGACCAGGAAGACAGUGGUAGUGACGAGAGUGACACGCUACACGACACGCUACACGACACAAGGCAUUCCGUGGAUGGUGGUGUUUCCGCGGGCGUGAGGGCAGUGAGUGGAGCGCCCUUGAAAGCCCUUUACGAACUGUAUGCUUUGGUUUCCUACAUUGCCUCUGUCAGUGAUGGAGAGACAGACGAGUUAAAGGGAUCUAACACCACAUACACCAGCGAUAAGGAUGAUUUGAAUGAGAAGAAGAAAACUGGGACUACAUCUAGCUAUAAGAAACGUCUAAAUCUACUAAAGAAACCCGGGAGUGGGCAUUUAAACGCUCUAUACACCUUGCACUCCCUUGUAACAUACGUGAGAGGCGACACUGUGGAGUUUACCAAGGCCACAAAGUCACAAAGUAAGGGGAAGCACAAGAGAACCAUCGCAGAAUUGGAACAGCCAGCACAGUAUGGAGAGAACUACAGCGAGGCCGAGGAGGAGGAGGAGGAAGGCAAGGAGUCCAAAGACCUCUCGUGGUCCUUCUACGUGGUGAUUGCCGUGAGCGUGCUGGUGGUGGUGGCGUGCAAGGUGGCAAUAGUGGUGUGUGUGGUGCGCUUCUGUAGACGAGCAGUGUUUAGUUUUGGCUCCAAGCGGCCCAUUGUGAGAGGUAUGUGUAGCCCUGUCAGUUAGCGCCCCUUGCUGUGUUGGGCUGUGUUUGGCUGUGUUUUGGGUUUUUGGGCUGUGUUUAGCUGUGUUUGGCUGUGUUUUGGGUUUUUGGGCUGUGUUUAGCUGUGUUUGGCUGUGUUUUGGGUUUUUCGGCUGUAUUUAACUGUGUUUUGG